Debaryomyces hansenii CBS767 is the source of this 3045-nucleotide messenger RNA. RefSeq lists its product as uncharacterized. NCBI's taxonomy places the organism in Eukaryota, Fungi, Ascomycota, Pichiomycetes, Serinales, Debaryomycetaceae. The coding region runs from base 1 to 3045 and encodes 1014 amino acids. The transcript has a single exon. The record is from RefSeq and is a predicted model, not a curated record.
AUGGCAGAAUCGCAAUAUUCGUAUGGAACAUCCAUUCUAACUUCCAAAACUCCGCAAGAGGCAGCGGCAAUUCUUCCUUCAAGUAUCAAUGCUACUCAGGGCUUGCUUGAGAAUAAUCUAUUGGGAUGGUUCAAUGAAUAUACUCAAGUGUUGCAACGUAACAACCAGGCGCUCAAUCAGUUAUUGCAGAAUGGAUCGAAAAUAUUUGGACAACAACAGAACAAGGAAUAUGAAGGAUUUCAUAAGAUUUGGAAUUGUUUAUUGAGUUCAUUACAGGUGGAGAUCCAUUCUAACGAAGCAUUAUUCAAAAGCUUGAAGUUGGAAGCAAUUGGACCAUUAAAGGACGUAUUUCAGAAGGAUGUUCGUUAUUCCGAGUUAUUAGUGAAUUCGCAGGAGUUGCAAGAGAUUAGCAGUGAUUUAUCAAGUAGCGGUAGCAAUGCCGAGAUGCAAUGGAAUAUGAAGGCGCCACAAAUUUUCGAUAAUUUUGAAAAUUUCAAAAAGUUUGAAGCCCAACUAUUAUUUGAUGUCAGUUACAGUUUGUUGAACGGAUUGAAUACUAAAUACACCAAGAACUUAUCGAAUAACGAAAAUUCGGUUAAUUAUGUCUUGAACGGAUAUAAGAUUGAUACAGAAAUGACUAGUUAUUUGCAGUACUUGUUGCAAAAGAAGGAUUUUUCCCCGGCCUCUCUGGCUCCACUUGGGGGUGUACCCGGUUCGAGGACUAAUCCAAGACAAUCGAGACAAGUAAGCCAUAGUGAUUUGAACUCCAUGAACUCGUCCGCAACAUCAGGUUCAGCGAAUACAAACCUGAAAAAGCCAUCGAAAUUGAAAUCCAAAAUGGGAUCCAUUUUUGGUCGUAAAAAUAAGCUGAAAAGGACAAGUGGUUUAGGGGGGGGUACAAUUCCAGAAACUGAAUCAAUUACGUCAUCUGUCAACAACAAUGCAAGAUUGAAUAAGUCAACUGAUUCAAUUGAUAAUUUAGCACAAAAUAACGUUAACAGAACUUCUUCUGUAAGAGAUUCAAGAAGACUUUCCGAAUUAGAUCCAAAUACUGCUCAACCUCAUAGCUCACAGCAAUAUCAAGAAAAACCAAUACAACAACAACAACAGCAACAACAACAACCAAUUCAGAAGGUUAUUGAUCCAAGGUCACAACUGCAGGUUCCACAACAACAAGUCCAACAACAACAGGUUCAAAAACAACAAGUCCAACAACCACAAAUGGCCUCUUUGAAUACUGCGCCAUUAACUCCAAAGCCUAUUUCUGAAAAUCAUCAAGUCGCUGAUUCUCCAAAUGUAGUUAAAUAUGAGUCUGAAACAUCUGACGAUGACUUUGAGGACCCAAACAAUAAAGGAAAUAGAUUAUCAAUGUUGCAAAGACAUUCCUUAGGUGGACCUGAAAAUGGUUCUCCAAGUGUGGACAGAUUUCCUAAUGAAACAGAAACUCAAUAUCAGCAACAAGCUCAGGAUCCAUCUGGCUUAUUAUCUGUCGGACAACAUGACAAUGGAAGACACGCAGGCAGGUUAAGUCAAAGUAGUGCCGGUAAAUAUAGUUUUGAAGCUGGUGAUGAAGAAAACUCUAUGAAUGCUACACCAAAGCAACAAGAAAACAUUUUUGAGGAAAAGGUAGGUGAACUUAAUAUCGAUGAUAAUUCUGGGUCCAAUGGUAAUAAUCAUUUCUUGAGAGAUGCCGCCGUUGCAUCAGGUGCAGGUAUUGCUGGUGCUGCAACUAUGGGUAGUAUGUAUCACCAUCAACAACAAGAACAACCACAACAAGAGCAAGCGUUACAACAGAAUCAACAACAACAAACACCACAACAAUCACCACAACAAUUUCAACAAUAUGAACCACAAGAACAGGAUCAAUAUGAAUAUCCUCCAGAACAAUAUCAAAACACCCAACAAUACCAACAACCAUCAUUCCAACGUCAACAGGAAAAUCAAGAAGCUCAGCAGUUCAUACCUCAACAACAAAAACAACCACCCCAGUACCAACAAGAAAACCAACAAAAUGCCGAAUUGUUGCAGCAAAAGGGUAGUGGUUUGCCACCUCCUCCACCUAAAGCAAGAAAGGUUCUUCACCGUGAACCCUCUCUUAGAAAUCAAGGCACUUCUUCUCCUAAGGAUGUACCAAGUUUAGUAUCCGUUCCUAGUAAUUCUACCGAUUCUAGAGCAAAUAGAAGAGACAUUCAUUCGCAAAUGUUCCACAAUUUACCUAAUGCAAGAGCCUCGGUUAUUCAACAACCUACAUUAGUAAGUCAGGAUACAGGCAAUUCUUUGUUGAGAAAUAGUGAUUAUUUUAAGCACUUUGAUUCCACGAGUUACGUUGAAUCCAAUGGAUUGAAUUCAUCAAUUGCCGAAGUCAUAAAUGUUAAUAUUAAGAACGACCAAUUGAUGAAAUCCCAAAUAAUAGGGGAAAUUGCGUUCAACUACAAAAAGCAGUUAAAUGAACAAAUUGAACCUAUUAUUAUUAGAAUUCCUAAUCAAUUUGAUAAGAUUAUCUUGAAUAACACAUAUAUUGAGAAAUUAAGUAACGAAGAAUUCAACAUUAACCCCGAAUUAAUAGUAUCCAAGACCUUAGGUGGUAUGAAAUAUUUGAAGAGCAUCACUUUUGAGGAAGUUCCUGUUUUAAUUCAACAAAUUUGGAAAUUUGAAAACCACCAAUCGUCAUUAAUGAUAAGUUUAAAAUUGAAUCCAAACUAUUCGAGUAACUUAGUUCUUAACAACUUGGUAAUAUCGGUGGCAUUAGACUCGUCGUGCGAAACUAUAAAUGCUUCUUCAAGGCCGCAAGGUUCCUUCAACAAGGAUAAGAACAGGAUCACUUGGAGAUACACCCAACCCUUAAAUUUAUCUACUAACAACUUGGAAGAGAAAUUGAUUGCUAGAUUUGCUACAAAUGGUGUAGGUUCGGAACACGAAUCUGGAAUACAGGUGAAGUUCUCUAUUCAUGAUCCGCCCCAUCAGUCAAAUAUCUUGAAUUACAGAAAUGAACCAAUCCCCUGUGUUAAAAAUUUAAUUACAGGUAGCUAUAGUAGCCAUAGCUAA